GCCCGCACCGCCGCCCGCCCGGCCCAGGCGCCCGCUGGGUCUGCCCACCCCCUCGCCCCAGCCUCCCCGGCGGCUCUCGGCAGGCGGUCGCCCGCGCCCGGUGGAUGUGGCUGGCCGCCGCCCCCUCCCUCGCUCGCCGCCUGCUCCUCCUCGGCCCUCCGCCUCCUCCCCUCCUUCUCCUCCUCAGCCGCUCCUCUCGCCGCCGCCGCCGCCUCCACUGCCUGGGCCUCGCCGCGAUGCCGGAGAAGCGGCCCUUCGAGCGGCUGCCCGCCGAGGUGUCGCCCAUCAACUACAGCCUCUGCCUCAAGCCCGACUUGCUGGACUUCACCUUCGAGGGCAAGCUGGAGGCCGCCGCCCAGGUGAGGCAGGCAACCAAUCAGAUUGUGAUGAAUUGUGCUGACAUUGACAUUAUUACAGCUUCAUAUGUGCCAGAAGGGGAUGAAGAAAUCCAUGCUACAGGAUUUAACUAUCAGAAUGAAGAUGAAAAAGUCACCUUGUCUUUUCCUAGUACUCUACAAACAGGUACAGGAACCUUAAAGAUAGAUUUUGUUGGAGAGCUGAAUGACAAAAUGAAAGGCUUCUAUAGAAGUAAAUACACCACCCCUGCCGGAGAAGUGCGCUAUGCUGCUGUCACGCAGUUUGAGGCUACUGAUGCCCGGAGGGCUUUUCCUUGCUGGGAUGAGCCUGCUAUCAAAGCAACUUUUGAUAUCUCACUGGUUGUUCCUAAAGACAGAGUGGCUUUAUCAAACAUGAAUGUGAUUGACAGGAAGCCAUAUCCUGAUGAUGAAAAUUUAGUGGAAGUGAAGUUUGCCCGCACACCUGUUAUGUCUACAUAUCUGGUGGCAUUUGUUGUGGGUGAAUACGACUUUGUAGAAACAAGGUCAAAAGAUGGUGUGUGUGUCCGUGUUUACACCCCUGUUGGCAAAGCAGAGCAAGGAAAAUUUGCGCUAGAGGUUGCUGCUAAAACCUUGCCUUUUUAUAAAGACUACUUCAAUGUUCCUUAUCCUCUGCCUAAAAUUGAUCUCAUUGCUAUUGCUGACUUUGCAGCUGGUGCCAUGGAGAACUGGGGCCUUGUUACUUAUAGGGAGACCGCAUUGCUCAUUGACCCAAAAAACUCGUGUUCUUCCUCCCGCCAGUGGGUGGCCCUGGUUGUGGGACAUGAGCUCGCCCAUCAAUGGUUUGGAAAUCUUGUUACUAUGGAAUGGUGGACUCAUCUCUGGUUAAAUGAAGGCUUUGCAUCCUGGAUUGAGUAUCUUUGUGUAGACCACUGCUUUCCAGAGUAUGAUAUCUGGACUCAGUUUGUUUCUGCAGAUUAUACCCGUGCCCAGGAACUUGACGCCUUAGAUAACAGCCAUCCUAUUGAAGUCAGUGUGGGCCAUCCAUCUGAGGUUGAUGAGAUAUUUGAUGCUAUAUCAUACAGCAAAGGUGCAUCUGUUAUCCGAAUGCUACAUGACUACAUCGGCGAUAAGGACUUUAAGAAAGGAAUGAACAUGUAUUUAACCAAGUUCCAGCAAAAGAAUGCAGCCACAGAGGAUCUCUGGGAAAGUUUGGAAAAUGCCAGUGGUAAGCCUAUAGCAGCUGUGAUGAAUACGUGGACCAAACAAAUGGGGUUCCCUCUCGUUUAUGUGGAAGCUGAACAGGUAGAAGAUGACAGAAUGCUAAAGCUUUCUCAAAAGAAGUUCUGUGCCAGUGGACCAUAUGUCGGUGAGGACUGUCCUCAGUGGAUGGUUCCUAUUACAAUUUCAACUAGUGAAGAUCCCAGCCAGGCCAAACUGAAAGUCCUGAUGGAUAAGCCGGAGAUGAGUGUGGUUCUGAAGAAUGUCAAACCCGACCAGUGGGUGAAGCUCAAUCUGGGAACAGUUGGGUUUUAUCGGACCCAGUACAGCUCUGCCAUGCUGGAAAGUUUAUUGCCAGGCAUCCGUGACCUCUCUCUGCCCCCGGUGGAUCGACUUGGAUUACAAAAUGACCUCUUUUCUCUGGCUCGAGCUGGAAUCAUUAGCACUGUAGAGGUUCUAAAAGUCAUGGAGGCUUUUGUGAAUGAGCCCAAUUAUACUGUAUGGAGCGACCUCAGCUGUAACCUGGGGAUUCUUUCAACUCUCUUGUCCCACACAGACUUCUAUGAGGAAAUCCAGGAGUUUGUGAAAGAUGUCUUUUCACCUAUAGGAGAGAGACUGGGCUGGGACCCCAAACCUGGAGAAGGUCAUCUCGAUGCACUCCUGAGGGGCUUGGUGCUGGGGAAACUGGGGAAAGCAGGGCAUAAAGCAACUCUGGAAGAAGCCCGACGUCGGUUUAAGGAGCACGUGGAAGGAAAGCAGAUUCUUUCUGCUGAUCUGAGGAGUCCCGUUUAUCUUACUGUUUUAAAGCAUGGUGAUGGCACUACCUUAGACAUUAUGCUAAAGCUUCACAAACAAGCUGAUAUGCAAGAAGAGAAAAACCGAAUUGAAAGAGUUCUUGGGGCUACUCUUUCGCCUGAACUGAUUCAAAAAGUUCUCACUUUUGCACUUUCAGAAGAGGUACGUCCACAGGACACUGUGUCAGUAAUUGGUGGAGUGGCUGGAGGCAGCAAGCAUGGCAGGAAAGCUGCUUGGAAAUUCAUAAAGGACAACUGGGAAGAGCUUUAUAAUCGAUACCAGGGAGGGUUCCUAAUAUCCAGAUUAAUAAAGCUGUCAGUUGAGGGAUUUGCAAUUGAUAAAAUGGCUGGAGAAGUUAAGGCUUUCUUCGAGAGUCACCCAGCCCCUUCAGCUGAGCGUACCAUCCAGCAGUGUUGUGAAAAUAUCCUGCUGAAUGCUGCUUGGCUAAAGCGAGAUGCCGAGAGCAUUCACCAGUACCUCCUUCAGCGGAAAGCCUCCCCGCCUUCUGUGUGAAGCCUCUGCACCGUGGGCUCGCUGCCUCUGCAAGGAUGAGGUGGAGCUACCAAGCUGAUUCACAUGCCAAGAAUUUGGAGUCUUACACCAGUGGGGUUUGGACAAUGAAUGUAGUUAACUGGUUCCUGCUCACACUCCAGAAUUAAAUUCUAUUGAAAAAGGAAAAUCAGCAAUUCAGCAAAAAAAUAAAUAAAUAAAUAAAUAAAAUAAAAAUGUAAAUAUGAUAGUAAUAAACUAGAGCAUAACGAAACUGUGAAACUUCCUGAAGCCUGUCAUGGUUCAAAGUGUUGAACACUCUCCUGUUAGUGACGGAUGUUGUUUUAUAGCCUACCAGAAGGAAAGAGGCUUUUGGGGAAGAGGGUUGUUGUGAAGUGGGUUCUCCAUGCAGCCUGACAAGCCGGGCAUGUCCAUCGCUGGGGAUGCUGACGGGAAGGCUGGUCCUGGCUCACUCAGUGCAGUCUGCAGAACUCCAGGUGGGCUUUCCUCUUCCUUUGUGGCAUGGGAACUGACCAGGAAGGUACCUUUUCCUGCAUAACUCAGUCUGAACCAAGGAGUGUAGUUCUUGCCUCCCUUCUGUGUGAUCCCCACCUACCCCCAAAAAGGAACGAAAGCUUUUAAAAAAAUAACCCUCCCCUCCCUCAUCCUGAGUUCUCCCUUUAGUUCUGCCGAGCCCUGACCCAUUGUUCUUAUAGAUAAUGAGAAACAUCUUUGACAGCCACAUUAAAUAAGAGGAGCUGAUAUACUUUUUUUUUCUUUUUUAAGAUAACCUUUAAGAACCCUGAAAUGCAUAGUAGGUGAGAGAGUAGAAAUAAGGAUUGUCAGCCAGGCCUUUCUGCUGGAGUGAUUCUGCUCAGAAGGGUCCCAGCUACCUGACAGGCCAAAUGCCGCGCCUCUUGCGAACAGUAUCUGUGAGUUGUGGCUCGAUAGCUUGUGUAUAUGAGGGGCCAGCGGGGACUGCCGUGAGCCCAGAUUUCCGCUGCGCCACUGCGUUAUCAGAGUGCCCACUAACGAGCCUGGCCACCUAACUCAGUGUGUUUUUACUAAGUCUCAGCCCCUUUCUCCCUUCUUAUUUUUCCUUUUUUUCUGUUCCUUUUAUUUUUUUCUGGAUCUCUUUUUGUGUUAACAGAAAUUCAUAUUUGGUGUGGCUUAAAUGUAUUUCGGAAGGUCAUCAGAUUGUGAGACUGCUUCCUUGAAACAUUUUUGUGCUAUUGUUUUAAAAAAUAAUAAUUAAAAAACAGUUGGCGUUAAUAAAAAUGUCAAUGUGAA
Molecule: messenger RNA, 4130 nt
Organism: Psammomys obesus (fat sand rat)
Lineage: Eukaryota; Metazoa; Chordata; Mammalia; Rodentia; Muridae
Gene: Npepps
Product: aminopeptidase puromycin sensitive
Exons: 23
Coding region: 105-2864 (919 amino acids)
Biological process (GO): peptide catabolic process; proteolysis
Cellular component (GO): cytoplasm
Molecular function (GO): metalloaminopeptidase activity; peptide binding; zinc ion binding
Source: RefSeq, a predicted model, not a curated record